UUACACCGUUGCCUCAUACCCAUUCUUAUCCGUUCUCAGAGUUUGCGCCACGACGGAAGUCAGUUUCCCGACUGUUUAAUGUUUUAUUCAUUAUUGUAACAGACAAAUCGUAACCGUCGUCCGGGUCGGGUCGUUACGCUGUAAUUUCUUGGCAAAAAAGCUAUCAAAACUGCACAGCGACUUUGGGUGGCUCUCAAAGGGGUGAACCAUCUGUCUUGGAUUUUUUGUGAAUUUUUCUUUUAAUUUUCACGCUAGAAGGCGGCCGUCCAGCAGGGCGUUACCAUUUUAUAUGACUUUUCAUCAACGUCAAGAAACAUCCAGGAUAUCCAGAGGGAAAGGAUCGGUGUAUUGCAGCAAAGGCGGCGGAGGGUGGACAUUGUCCAACGGUCCCAAGAUUGGCAGAACCAUCUCUUCCACGCAGAUCAAUCUUUCGCUAUCGACACCCGGUCGAACAAUAAUAUCGGUGUGGCGGUCAGGCUUUAUUGAAGGCAAGAGCGGCAGACAGGCAGCGUGUAUGAUCAUUGAAGACCACCCCCCUCUGCCCACCAGACCGAGGCAAAAUCCGCACCAAGAUACCACCCAACGUUUUCUAAACCAUCUGGUCCUGCCCAAACACAGGACCUCAAAAUUUUCCAGUAAUAGGCAUCGGAAGCUUCAACCAUUCAGGGAAACGUGACUGUCGUCACAAGGUAUCGCGGCAUACCGAACCGCAACAACGAAAAAAACCAGCCCUGACUUGACACGUUGUUUGCUACCGGUAGGUAGCCACUGCCAGGCAAGGUCGUCACUGCUCAGCAAUCAAACUGUUGCUCAAAACCGUCAAGAUAAAAUAUAGAAGUUUGAGGACGUUACCAACCUGAACUCCAGAGACAAGGUAUACGGCAAGAGCACAACGUAAAACAGUCACACAAGCUGCUUCUACGUUUCGCAAAAACGUCUCGUCAAAAGUUGUUACAGUUUGAACGAACUCAUAAAUUUGCGAGAAGUAGAAGGCGAAAAUACCAGACACCAUGGGGAGUCUAAACGUCAAUCGGGCUGUUAGCGAUGCCUUUUAUCGCUACAAAAUGCCUCGGAUCCAAGCCAAGGUAGAGGGCAAAGGCAAUGGGAUAAAAACCGUAAUCGUGAACAUGAUAGAAGUCGCCAAAGCAAUCGGGAGACCCCCAACAUACCCAACGAAGUACUUUGGAUGCGAACUUGGAGCUCAGACUCAAUUUGAUUUUAAAAAUGAAAGAUUCAUCGUUAACGGAUCUCAUGAUGCAACCAAACUUCAAGAUCUUCUCGAUGGAUUCAUCAGAAAGUACGUUUUGUGUCCGGCUUGUGACAAUCCGGAAACUGAACUGCUUAUCAGCGCUAAAAAGGGAACCAUUUCUCAGGGAUGCAAAGCCUGUGGUCAUCACAACCUCCUUGAAUUCAACCACAAACUGAAUACAUUUAUAUUGAAGAAUCCACCAAGCCUGAACCCAGCAGCCACAGGAAGUUCUCUUACUGAAGGAAAGCGCGGCAAACGUUCUAAAAAAGCUAACGGUGAUACUAACGGUGAUCGUUCAGGUUCCCCUGAAAAUGAAAACAGUACUACGGAUAUAAUAGUUGAAGCUCCGACUAAAAUUGCUGUUGAAGAUGAGUACGAUCAGUGGGCAGUUGAUGUCUCUGAAGAGGCAGUGCGAGCUCGGCAACAAGAUUUAACAGACGGAGCAAAAGGCAUGACUAUCAGUGAUGAUCUCGAAAAAACCGAGAAAGAACGAAUGGACAUUUUUUACGAGUUGGUCAAACGUCGACGUGAUGCUGGCCAACUUGAUAACCACAAAGAACUUGUUAGUGAGGCCGAGCGUCUUGAGAUCAAAUCGAAAGCCCCUUUGGUUCUUGCUGAGCUAUUGUUUGAUCAUGCUAUUGCUAUCCAAGUGAAAAAGCAUCGCGUACUACUACUUCGUUUUACUCACGACGAUGCUAAAGCACAGAAGUAUUUGUUAGGAGGCAUAGAACAGGUCAUCGCUCUCCACAAAGAUUCGUUGAUGCCAAAAGUUCCCGGAAUUCUGAAGCUUUUCUACGACUCUGAUAUAUUGGAAGAAAAAGCUUUACUCGAGUGGGCAAGCAAAGUUAGCAAGAAGUAUGUUUCCAAAGACUUGGCCCAAGAAAUUCAUGACAAAGCAGCUCCAUUCCUAACGUGGUUGAAAGAAGCUGAAGAAGAAGACUCGGAUUCCCAGGAAGAAGAUGAUGAUCUUGAGAUCGAAUACGAUGAUAGAGCCAAGCAACCACUGAAACAACAGCAGCAGCAGCAACAGCAGCCCACCAAGAAACCUGUUAUUGAUGACUCAGAAGAAGACGAUGUUGACAUUGAUGCAAUUUAAAGAGUACGGAAAUUUGUUGAUUGAACAAAAAAAAGUAUGCCUAGAACAGGGAAGUUGUCUUAGCACAAUGUCAGUUUAUAUUAGAAUUUCUUACUUUACUGUACUAGUAUUCACACCACAGUUUACAUCGCGCAUACUUUGCUUAAAUAAUUACCUUCAAUGAGAAUCAAUUCGUAACAAUUUCUCAAGUUAUUCCAAAUAAAAAUUUUCUUUGGCCUAAAUAUAUUAGCAGUAAACUCUGCUUGAGGAUAUUUCAAUUUGUUGCAAUUUUUAAUUGCAUUUUAUGGAAUAUAUUAUACUAAAAAAAAAUGUUGACCACCAAAUAGUUCAAAUUUUGAAGUAAUUCUAAUUUAUUAUCAAUGGUUCUAUGAUAUUUCGUUCUCAAUUUAAUAUUGCUAUUAUUCAUUUCGAUCGUAUUUUACCGUUGUCAAAUAAUAAUUAAUAUCCACUCCCGUAAUGUAUCAAUAGUUACAUCCGUUAAGACGAAGUUGGCCUGCUGAGAACGUUCGUUAUUGUACAUCAAUUUCCUAUUCUGAUGAUAAUUAUUCAAAUAAACGUUUAUCGCAAUUGAA
Molecule: messenger RNA, 2917 nt
Organism: Diprion similis
Lineage: Eukaryota; Metazoa; Arthropoda; Insecta; Hymenoptera; Diprionidae
Gene: eIF5
Product: eukaryotic translation initiation factor 5
Exons: 6
Coding region: 1011-2345 (444 amino acids)
Biological process (GO): translational initiation; formation of translation preinitiation complex; formation of cytoplasmic translation initiation complex
Cellular component (GO): cytosol
Molecular function (GO): eukaryotic initiation factor eIF2 binding; GDP-dissociation inhibitor activity; translation initiation factor activity
Source: RefSeq, a predicted model, not a curated record